AUCCAACAAGACAUUUUCCAAUCCGCACAUCAUCCUCACCCACAUUCUCUCUCUCCGCCAUGCUCCGUCGUAAUGGGCUCCUCAACCACACUCCCUCCUUCGCCUCUCCUCCACCAUCACCACCACAGCCCUAACCUCAACCUCACCCGCCGCUCCCUCCUCUUCCUCUCCACCACCCUCUCUCUCCCCACCCCUCUCUCCUCCUCCGCCACCACCCCACCACCAGACACCACCAUCACCGACCGCGUCUUCAUGGACUUCAGUAUCUGCCCCUCCUACUUCCUCAACCGAACACUCGGCGACGAGCUAUCUCUCUGCUCCGACGCCACACCGAUCGGCCGCCUCGUUCUCGGCCUCUACGGCAAUCUCGUCCCCAUAACCGUCUCUAAUUUCAAAUCGAUGUGUACUGGCUCAUCUGGGUCGUCCUACAAAGGGACUUUGGUCCAGAAAAUAUUCCCCGGACAGUUCUUCAUGGCCGGAAAACAAGGUCGGAGAGAUAAAGGGGAGGUUAAACCGCCAUUGCAAAUGGUUAGGAACACUGAGACAGUUGAUUCUAAGGCGUUUGUGUUGGAGCAUUCGAGGCCAGGCAUUGUUUCUUUGUGUUUAUCGGAGAAUGAUGAUGAUGAUGAGAUUAAGCUAGACCCAGAUUAUCACAAUGUGGAGUUUUUGGUCACCACUGGGCCUGGACCUUGCCCACAGCUUGAUAGUAAGAACAUUGUCUUUGGGGCUGUGCUUGAAGGGUUGGAUGUUGUGACGAGCAUAGCUUCCAUCCCCACUUACAAACCAUCUGAAAGAAUCCGCCAGUACAAUGAUUUGGCAGAGUUUCUUGGAGAUGGAAGAGCUAAAAAUGCCCGCGCAAUCUGGAACAAGCCCCUUAAGACUGUCUAUAUCAGUGGUUGUGGAGAGCUCAAAGUAGCAAAACCAACCCUUCCUCCUACUCUCCCUUAGUACCAUUAUUCAUUCAUUCAAGCUCCAUGUUUUAUCCACACUACAUUCAUUUGCUACUGUUCUCCUUGAAGACAAUUUUGCUGUAAAAUGUGUACUUCAAAAAGAAAGAGUUAUACAGUUCCAAGUCUUCAAGAUAACUCAUACUCCAUCUAUACAUCUACCUGCAUCUUUUCUUCUUUUCAUUUUUUAUGUCAUUUAUUUAUGUUUAGAUGUUUAUAGGUUACAAUGCAUCAGAAACAUAAUUGAUAUGU
This is a messenger RNA of Ilex paraguariensis (yerba mate), 1199 nucleotides long. The record is from the annotation of a GenBank genome assembly. NCBI's taxonomy places the organism in Eukaryota, Viridiplantae, Streptophyta, Magnoliopsida, Aquifoliales, Aquifoliaceae.